Culex quinquefasciatus (southern house mosquito) is the source of this 2926-nucleotide messenger RNA. Its product is annotated as zonadhesin-like. Gene Ontology annotation, cellular component: extracellular region. The transcript has a single exon. NCBI's taxonomy places the organism in Eukaryota, Metazoa, Arthropoda, Insecta, Diptera, Culicidae. Bases 26 to 2890 code for a protein of 954 amino acids. The record is from RefSeq and is a predicted model, not a curated record. Gene Ontology annotation, molecular function: chitin binding.
CCAGUCAACCAUUUCACACCUAACCAUGUGGUUCGCGGCAUUCCUCGUGACCACCCUGCUGCUCCUAACCCGCGCUCAAACCCCGCCGGAUGCGGAAGCCCGUUGCGCGCGGGUAUCGUUCGCGUUCUUCGCCAACGAGGCCGACUGCGGCCGGUUCGUGUUCUGCAACGACGGCCAACCGAUGGACAUCGAGUGCCGCGAGGACGAGAUCUGGCGCCAACAGGAGGCGGCCUGUGUGCUGGGCAAUCGCGAAACCUGCACCGUGUGGGAUCCGGCUGAGGCUUGCUUUGGCCUCGGAAAUGGUCCGAUCGUGUAUCCGGGCUAUUGCGAGCGGUAUAUUAAUUGCGAUGAAGAGCGAGCUAAUGUGAACUACUGUCCGGUUGGGUUCAUCUUCUCGGAGGAGGAUCAGCGUUGCGUUAUAGGAAGUGUCGCGUCGUGUGAAACGUACGAGCAUUUGUGCCGGAGUGGACCGUACAGUCGGUUUAGACAUCCGGAUUUCUGCGAGUCGUUUAUCCAGUGCGACAACCAGACGGCACUGCUGUUCAGCUGCGGGUUCCAGGAAAUGUAUCAACCGAAUGUAGGCAACUGCAUCGCUGGAGAGGACUGUGAACCGCGUCCGGUGAGUGAGGUUUGCGAUGGAAGAAACGACGGGUACGUUGCACAUCCGGAAGAGUGUGGAUCGUUCAUCAAGUGUGUAGGUGGAAUACCUGACGUAACGCCCUGCCCGGACGGUCAAAUCUUCCGUGACGGAUUCUGCGUUCCCGGAACUCGAACCACCUGUCAAACGCUGGACGGAAUGUGCGCAAAUCGUGGUAACUACGAGCAGCUGGUUCAUCCCGACGGUUGCAGGUAUUUCGUUGAGUGCUUCGGAGGUGUAGCUAACGUUCGCGUCUGUCCAACUGGCAAGAUCUUCCGUCAAGAUAUGCAGUUCUGCAUCCCUGGUGACGCAGAUACAUGUGAAGCCGCUCCCAUAGCAGACAUGUGUCACGAUUCGCCGUACGGGGUCAUAUUCCCACAUCCGGAAGAUUGCUCACAGCUCAUCCGGUGCAACGGAACUGCCGCGCUAGAAGAGCCCUGCCCCGAGCAUCACAUCGUCCAACCGGGAAGUCUCAACUGUGUUCCCGGACUGUUCGAAACGUGCGAAUCGUUCGACCAGAUCUGCCAAGGAAAAUUCGAUGACCGUAUAGCUCAUCCCAGCUGUAACCAGUUUGUGUACUGCCAGAACGAGAAAGCCCUAAUCCUUCUCUGUACUCCAGGAGAAAUCUUUUCCACCCUCGAUCAAAAGUGCAUCCCCGGCGAUACCGAACAGUGCGAAGCACUGUCAUGCUCUACCCGUUCAGACGGACUCUUCCCCCAUCCCAACCUAUGCCACGGCUUCUACCAGUGCUCCAACGAGCAGGUCUCCAGCCAUCUGUGCCCGCUCGGGCACAUCUUCGAUCCGGCGGCCCGCGUUUGCACCCCGGGAGACUUGGAAACCUGCCAGCCGGAUCCGCUGGAGACCAUGUGCGAGAACAAGUUCGACGGGCUCCGCUAUCCCCACCCGGAAGGGUUCGACUGCGAGCGGUUUGUGGUUUGUCAGAACCGGGAAGCGCUGGUGGGUAGCUGUCCAGCGGGUGCGGUGCUGCGGCCGCAGUUUCUUGACUGCGUUCCGGGGGAUGAGGAAAGCUGCGAGGCUUUUGAGGAUGUUUGUCCGGAGGAUUUCGAUAUCGUGCUAGCUCAUCCAGGGAGGUGUGAUGUGCUGAUUGUUUGUGAAGAGGGAUCUGCUACGGUGGAGUCGUGUCCGGAAGGUGAGAUUGUAGAUCGGGAUUCGUUGGAGUGUGUUCCUGGUGACAUCAACGACUGCCUUCCGGUUGAAAAUCUUUGUGAAGGUCGAGAGGACGGAUUGUUUGAAGAUUCUUCAUCAUGCACUCGCUAUAUCCAGUGUGAAUCCGAACGGAUGACUGCUUUGGAAUGUCCUACGGAUAACGUUUUCGUACAAGAACUUCAGGGUUGCGUUCCAGGAGAUACCGAGGCAUGCACCAACAUCUGCACGGAACAAGAAAACAACGUAAUGCUAGAGAAUCCCAGCUCUUGUGUGGAAUACUACCGUUGCAGCGAAGGACUACCAAUCGCGGAAUCAUGCUUAAUCGGUAACAUCUUCAUCGAAACGACCUGCGUACCAGGAAGUGCGGACACUUGCGAAGAUUUCAGCGAUCGCUGCGUCGACCAACCGGACGGUCGGCUUGAGUUCCCCGGUGCGAGUCAGUGCUCCUUAUACCUGGAAUGUUCCAGCGAAGUUACUUCCGUUGGAACAUGCCAGGAAGGAACGGUUUUCAUAGCUGAACUGGGACAGUGCGUGGUGGGUGACGCCGCGGCGUGUACCAACCUCUGCACCGAUCAAGAAGACGAUUCCCUGCUACCGUACCCGGACUUGUGUGCGGAGUACUUCCGCUGUACGGGUGGACUACCCAGUGCGGAAACAUGCUCUCCAGAUCACAUUUUUGACGAGCGCUCGGGAAGUUGCGUUCCGGGAAGCGUCGCUAGCUGUGAAGACUUUAGCGAGCGCUGUGUUGGACAACCGGACGGACUACUACCAAUUCCAGAUUCCGCUAGAUGUGACCGAUUCUUGGUUUGUUCCGUCGAAUCCGUAACACUUGGUAGCUGUCCAGAGGGGGAGGUAUUCAGUGAAGCUACUCAACUGUGCGUUCCUGGGGACGCAGAACAAUGCACUGAAGAUGCUGACUACAACUUCUGCGAAGGCUUGGAAGAUGGCAGCUAUGCUCAUCCGCAGGUGUGCCACCUGUUUGUUGGUUGCGAAAGUGAGUCCGCUCAAGUAGGAGCUUGCGGAUCGGAUGAGGUAUUCAAUGCUGAAUCGAGUAGUUGUGAAGCGGGGGACAGAACUAGCUGCUAGGUUAGAUUAAGUGAAUAUAAAUUGUAACGCAACGUG